This is a messenger RNA of Branchiostoma floridae (Florida lancelet), 472 nucleotides long. Its product is annotated as sodium-dependent lysophosphatidylcholine symporter 1-like. The record is from RefSeq and is a predicted model, not a curated record. Gene Ontology annotation, molecular function: symporter activity. The transcript has 3 exons. Gene Ontology annotation, cellular component: membrane. The coding region runs from base 43 to 447 and encodes 134 amino acids. Gene Ontology annotation, biological process: carbohydrate transport. NCBI's taxonomy places the organism in Eukaryota, Metazoa, Chordata, Leptocardii, Amphioxiformes, Branchiostomatidae.
UCCCUAUAACUACAGCUGUUCCUGGGUUUCGCGCUGAGCCUUAUGUUCCUACCGGGUCUCCUGUAUGCUUUACUCCCGCUCUCUGCGUUUGGAGGACUUCUCUUCGCGCCGUUCAUACUGAUCCCCUGGAGUAUGCUGCCUGACGUCAUAGACGACUACACGUUAGAGCGAGGCGACAGCAAGGAGUCUCUGUUCUUCGGCGUCUUCUCGUUCUUCACUAACACGGGGAAAGCUGUUUCCCAGGGACUGACAGCGUUUGCACUCAAGUUGUCACACUACAAGACGGGACGAUGUAGCCAACCGGAGUCGGUCAGCCUGACCCUGCGGGUGCUGAUCUCCAUCUGCCCGGCCGUGUACUCCGCCUUCGGGCUACUGGCUCUGUGGCUGUACCCGAUCACCGAGCACGGCAGGAUCGCAACUAACAGGUUCUUAGAGAAAAUACGGUAAGAAACGACGAACAUUGGUUUAUUUC